CUAAGGGAAACUCGUAACUGAUAUAUAUAGAGGAAAUUUUCCCAGGUAUUGUCUUUAAACCCAUAUUUCGCUAUUUUGAGGCGUAUUGCAAGAAAGCGAGCCUUCACCAGAUCACCCUAGUCGGGAUUUUAGUCGGAAAAAAGGUUCUAGAUCGCCAGGAUGAAUCCUCAGCAGCGGAUUGCCGCUCUCGGAACAGACAAGGAAUUAAGUGACCUGCUGGAUUUUAGUGCGAUGUUCUCUCCACCUGUAAGUGGAGGUAAAAACAGGCCCACCACACUUGGAAGCAGUCAGUUCAGUGCAUCAGGUAUGGAUGAGCGGACCAACCAAGCGUCUUGGGCCCCAGGUGGCGAGUCCAGCCCUUCCUACGAGUCCGCCCGGGGUUUUGCAGACAGCCCUCAUUACGGUGAUCAUUUGAGUGACAGUCGAUUAGUGCCCCAUGAAGGAUUGUCUCCGACACCUUUUAUGAACUCGAACAUAAUGGGUAAAUCAGAGAGGGCUUCAUUUCUUGGCUACGGGAGGGAUCCUGGAGCAUCUGGCUGCCAGUCUUCUGUAAGGUCAGACAUUGGGUUGGCGAGUCCUGGUCAGUCAGUGACUACAUCAGGGAAGUCAGCUGCUCCGUUCUACUCCUUCACUGCGGCCAAUCCCAGAAGACGUCCUCUACAAGAUCCUCCGCCCAUCGAUCCUCUACAAACAAAAAAGGUUCGCAAGGUCCCUCCUGGCCUGCCUUCAUCUGUGUACGCACCGUCUCCAAACUCAGAAGACUUCAACAGAGAUUCACCUUCUUACUCUUCUCCUAAACCCUCCAGCAGUAUGUUUGCAAGCACUUUCUUUGAUGGUACCCACAGUUCGUCUGACCCGUGGAACUCGUCCAAUGGGAUCAGCCAGCCCGGCUAUGGGGGAAUGCUCGCAGGAUCUUCAUCUCACAUGCCACAGUCAGGAAACUACAGCAGCCUGCACUCACACGACCGUUUGAAUUACCCUGCACACUCAGUCUCUCCAGAUGUCAAUGCCAGUCUUCCUCCCAUGUCCAGCUUCCAUCGAAGCAACACCAGCACUUCACCAUUCGUCACCGCAGCGCACACCCCGUCCGUCAACACAGCCGAUGGGCCGAUCAUGGCUGCUGCAAAUCGGGGGAACGCCACUGGAAGCUCACAGACUGGAGAUGCAUUAGGAAAGGCUUUAGCCUCGAUUUACUCACCUGACCACACUAGCAGUAGUUUUCCAUCCAACCCGUCGACACCUGUGGGUUCUCCUUCACCUCUGACAGCCACAGCAGGCGCUGCCUCAGCAGGUACCGUGGUGACUGCUGCCGGCACCCCGUCUGGAAGGCCAGGUACCAACCAGUGGCCCCGCACAAGUGGACAUACCCCAUCCUCUCCAAAUUAUGAGAACUCCCUUCACUCACUGUCGCGAAUGGAGGAUCGUCUGGACAGAUUGGAUGAUGCAAUCCUUGUUCUGAGGAACCAUGCAGUGGGCUCCACGGCCAGUCUGCCCAGCGACAUACACAGUCUGCUGGGACAGGCACAAAAUGGGCCAAUAGCAGCCAUUGGAGCAAACUUCCCUGCAUCUGCAUUGGUUCCGAGUCGGACAGCAGCAAUGCAGGGUGGUGCCCACGCUGACGAUGCUGCCAGCCUGAACAACAGCCAUGGAGGACUGCCCAGUGCCGGCUCCACAUCCAGCGCAGAACUCAACCACGCAGUGGAAACAUUCAGAGGUCUUGCUGCAGGCCUGGCUAGCCAGUUGCCUAGCACCCUGGAGCUGAAGGUGGAGAAACAGGACAAGGACGACAUGCACGAUAGCCUCUCCACAGACGACAAGUCUGAUGACGAGAGCGAUAAAAGAGAUAUGAAGACACCCAGAGCAAGCACACGCACAAGUAUCACUGAAGACGAGGAGCUGAACCCGGAGCAGAAGGCUGAACGAGAGCGCGAGAGGAGGAUGGCUAACAACGCCCGUGAACGCCUGAGGGUGCGAGACAUCAACGAGGCCUUCAAGGAGCUGGGUCGCAUGUGCCAGCUGCACCUGAAAAGCGAGAAGCCCCAGACUAAACUGCUCAUCCUCCAUCAGGCUGUGGCUGUCAUACUUAGCUUGGAGCAGCAAGUCAGAGAGCGGAAUUUGAACCCCAAAGCAGCCUGCCUUAAGAGAAGGGAGGAGGAAAAAGUGUCUGGGGGCUCCGGUGACGCCCAGCAAGGCCACACAGGAGUCCAUCCAGGCCUGACUGACACAUCCAACCCCAUGGGCCACCUCUGAGCAGCAGACAGAUCAAAGUGAUGCAGAUCAUUUCUGUCCCGUUUUGAGUUGGUGACCUUGCUUCCCAGUGACAGACAGGACUCACAUUUUGUGACACCAAUUGGAGGAGACAGACCACUCGAAGCAAAACCACAAGACUAACACAAUCCAAUCCUAAGACUGAGGUAGAGCCAAGCAUCUAGCUCCCUGUGACCAGUUUCCAUCUGCAAAUUUCUCCCCACAAAGAAAAAUCUUCAGCACAUAUCACUGUCUGCAAGAAGUAUGUGGCUUCUGAACAAUCAGAGACUUCGCAAUCUCCUCGAACCGUAUGUGGAAAUUGCCUUGUGCCUAAACUGAAUUGACGAAUGCAUUGUAACAGCAAUUGUUUUUGUUUGUCUGUUUCUUUUUUUUCUAUUUAUUAUGUUAUUGAGCUAUAAAGUGUACGUCUAAAGGGAAAGUUAAGUAAGUUCAAAGAGAAGUAUGUGGCUUUUCAGUUGAUCUAUAGUUUGCCAGUGUCACCAUUAAAACUUGAGCACUCCACCCUGCUAAAUCUUUGGCUAGUCCAAGAUGAGGGAAAAAUAUUUGGGCACUGAAAAGAUUGAGAUUAAUUUAUUGGCCAGUUUAGAGUGAUAUUUAUACCCAACUGAAAAUGAUCAUUAGCUGUUAGAUCUGAAAGACUAAAGCACCCCAUUUAAAAAAAAAAAAGAGGAUAUAUUAUUUAUAUUUAUAUUUUAUUCGUUCUGCCACUGGCCACAUCUGUAACCAAAACUACCUACGUCUGUUUCUGCAUAGUUUAGAUCAGUUUCUGUACUACUGACCAGUGGAAUAAUAGGCCCGAGUACAUUAGCAUCAACAAUAUUGUCUAUAUAGGUGACAGACGAGUGGCAAACUCUAGCUUUACUGAAAGCUCCGAUUUAGUUGUGUUCUUUUUUUCCUCUGUAGUGAGCAGUGAAAACACAGAGAGCAAACUGUUUGCAAACCUUAGCAUUCCCUUCAUAUUUUUAGUGUCUUAACGAAAGGAAAAGUGGACUUUACUGCCCUUCGGUUCCUUUGCCAUAUAGUGUUAAAUGUAAGCGGUGACAUAUUUUUGCAGAUUCUUAUCUUUGUUUAGCCUCCUGACAAUUACGUGCUCCUGACGUCAGCACAGAAGUGGCUUGUGUUUUUUGUCAUUUUUCUGCCACCAGCUAAUCAGAGAUUGCUUAACGAAGAAGUAGUUUAAAAUGAAAAAACGACGACCACACUUUCUCCUGGCCUGAUGAAGAUACCACUUUUUUUCCAGUUUUCUUUGUUAAUAUCUCAAGACAUUAAAUUUCAAAAACAGUUACUCUGAGUAAAAUUUAGUUAUGCUUAUUUGUGUUGUAACAAGUCCUUCCUUUAGACUUUCAGCAUUACAAUGUCCAGUUUCAGUCAGCAGAGAGAACUUCUAAGUUAUUUUUCAGUUAUGUUUUCAUGCAAGCCGUGAUAUACUCAAUACAGUAAGCCAGACUAGAUAUUUCAUGGAUAUCAUACAACUGUAGCACAAUAAUGAACAAAAGCAGUUAACAGGAUUUUUCUUUUAUGUUUCAAGACAUUGGUCAUGGUUUUAUUUUGUUUUUCCCUAUCAGUGUGCAUGCUUUACAUUUCUCCUUUUAUUAAGUCUUUGGUCUUAAGACUUGCUUUAUAUUCCAUUUAUUUCUUUGUAUAUUGUCUUCUAUCAUUAUCUACACCUUAAACAAGGCUGCCACAUUCAGAAUGAGUAUUCUGUACAAAAAGGGACUUAAAUUAGAAUAAAGGAUGCCACGCCAAGAGUUUACAUUAAAGAUUUAUGAUUUAACAACUUUGUUUUAAUGAAAAAAACCUAAACAGUUUUUGUGUAUUCUCUGACUGAAUGUGGCCUUGUUCUUCAUUUCAGUAUUCACAAGCUUGUAUUCAUGUUGGCAGACUUUGAUUGAGGGUAUAAUGUACGCCACUUCCUGCUCUCUUACCUUCAUUUUUAAAUUUCCUGUUCUUCCUAUAUUUCUUUGCUCCUCUGUUUGCCAAGUUAGACUUUGCUGUAUUCCCAGAUGCUUUCCCUUGUAUAAUAUAUGAAAAAAAAAAGAAAAUCAAAAGAAAAAAAAACAUUUGGCUUAUUUUUCACUGUAGUUAGUCUUUUAUACAAUAAUACUGUAAGAAUAUUUCUUGAAUUCUAAAUAUUACUCUUUCUAGAUUUUUGAAAGCAAAAGUUUUGAGUAAAAAGUUUCUUACUUUAUUUUACUAUAUUAGAUAGUAAAAUGUACGGUUAUUUACCAUAACCUGUCCAUUACUACAAGAAAUUUACAAAUGGCAUCUCAAGAACAUAGAUGAAUUGUUGCUCGUAGUCUAGUACUAAAAAGGCUUCGUACGAGCUCCAGAUCCCUAAAAGUGCGACCUCCAUCCUAUUCUUCAGAGUCCGUUGUCGAUUGAUAAAAGAUUUGUUCUUGUGUCAAAUGAAAAAGGUAUUGUCGAUGCACAUCAUCAAAAAAAACUGCAGCAACGAGAAUUUGAAUUUUCUGUCUUUUUCAACAGAGAAACACAAUGUAUAUAACAUUUAUGUUGCAAUAAAUGUGCCAUCUUUUUUUAAACUCAGUUGUAUGUGCAUUUAUUUCUCUCACUGAGCAAACAUGUUUGUUUUUGUUUCUUUUGUUUCUCCAUAUUUACAUUUUCUCCUCUCCAUAAAGUUUUAUUUUAUGAGAAGGCACAGGAAAGAUGAAGUAGAGACAGCUCAGAAACCUGGGGGUUCAUUUAGACUUCCUUAUUGUUUCUUGCUUUCUUUCUUUUGUUUGUUUGUUUGUUUGUUUGUUUUUUAAGACAUUUCUACAGUGGAUUUAGGCCAAAUGAGUGUUUUAUAGUAUGUAACUCAUUUUUGAA
This is a messenger RNA of Seriola dumerili (greater amberjack), 5094 nucleotides long. It is a transcript of the gene tcf12, whose product is annotated as transcription factor 12. The transcript is spliced from 20 exons. Gene Ontology annotation, cellular component: transcription regulator complex. Lineage: Eukaryota; Metazoa; Chordata; Actinopteri; Carangiformes; Carangidae. Gene Ontology annotation, molecular function: protein dimerization activity; DNA-binding transcription factor activity, RNA polymerase II-specific; RNA polymerase II cis-regulatory region sequence-specific DNA binding. The coding region runs from base 160 to 2250 and encodes 696 amino acids. The record is from RefSeq and is a predicted model, not a curated record. Gene Ontology annotation, biological process: regulation of transcription by RNA polymerase II.